Molecule: messenger RNA, 1196 nt
Organism: Mesitornis unicolor (brown roatelo)
Lineage: Eukaryota; Metazoa; Chordata; Aves; Mesitornithiformes; Mesitornithidae
Gene: NADK2
Product: NAD kinase 2, mitochondrial
Exons: 11
Coding region: 184-1098 (304 amino acids)
Biological process (GO): NAD+ metabolic process
Cellular component (GO): mitochondrion
Molecular function (GO): NAD+ kinase activity
Source: RefSeq, a predicted model, not a curated record
UUGAAGGGAUCUAACUAUGCUGGUCUGCUGGAGCGACAUCGCAUUCAUACAAAAAAUGUGGAGCACAUUGUAGACAGUUUACGGAAUGAGAAGAUAGAAGUUCGUAUUGUUAAACGUCGAGACUAUAAUGAGGAGACGGUUCGGUGGGCAGAUGCAAUUGUUUNUUCUGUAGGUGAUGGUACAAUGUUGUUGGCAGCCAGUAAGGUCUUUGAUAAAUUUAAACCAGUUAUUGGAGUAAAUACUGACCCUGAAAGAUCAGAGGGUCAUUUAUGCUUGCCUGUAAGAUACACGCAUGUGUUUCCUGAAGCACUACAGAAGCUUUAUCGUGGUGAGUUCAGGUGGCAGUGGCGGCAAAGAAUCCGACUGUAUCUUGAAGGAACUGGUAUUAACCCAACCCCUGUAGAUUUACAUGAACAGCAGCUAAGCCAAGAGCAACACAGCAGGGCUCACAUAAAUGAAAGAUUCCAAGAUCAAAGAUCUGACAUUUCUGGUCCACAUCUUUUACCAGUGAGAGUGCUCAAUGAAGUCUUCAUUGGGGAAUCUCUUUCAUCGAGGUAUGCUGUGUGUUCUGUCUUAUUCAGGGAGAACUUUAAGUCCUGCAAACCCAGUUUUAAAUUCUCGCUUCAUAGGGCCUCCUAUUAUGAAAUAUCAGUUGAUGAUGGUCCAUGGGAAAAACAGAAGAGUUCAGGGCUUAAUGUGUGUACUGGAACAGGAUCAAAAGCAUGGUCCUAUAAUAUUAACAAGAUAACACAUCAAGCUGUUGAAGAAAUUCUUAAGAUCGCUAAAAAGCAUGGAAGUUUGAAUAUGCCAUUGAACACGGAACUAAUACAAAAAGUAACAAAUGACUACAAUGAGUCCCUUCUCUACAGUCCAGAAGAACCAAAGAUGUUUUUUAGUAUUCGAGAACCUAUUGUAAACAGAGUUUUCUCAAGUAGCCGUCAGUGUGGCUUCUCUUCAAAAGUCUGUGUCCGUUCCCGUUGCUGGGACGCAUGCAUGGUUGUAGAUGGAGGAACAUCUUUUGAGUUCAAUGAUGGGGCAAUAGCUUCAAUAAUGAUCAAUACAGAGGAUGCGCUGUGCACUGUUCUGCUGGAAGAAUGAAGGACCCUUGUGUCUUCUGCUGAAACGAUUCUGGAUCCAGAGAGGGAACUCCUGGGGAUAGACAGCACAUCAAAAUGCUGCAUUAAGUUGGAAGUUGG